GCUUUGGAGUGGUACUGCUGGAGAUUGUUACAGGAAAAAUUCCUAUUGAAAAAGGAAAAUAUAUUGUCAGGGAAGUGAGGACUGCAAUGGACAAGACAAAAGACAUGUAUAACCUUCACGAAAUUUUGGAUCCUGUUGUUCGCUCAGGUGCAACUCCUAAAAGCGUAGAGAAGUUUGUGGAUCUAGCAAUCAAGUGUGUUGAAGAAGAAGGAGUCAAGCGGCCUACAAUGAGUGAAGUGGUGAAAGAGAUUGAGUAUAUUAUGGAGAUCGUAGGACUGAACCCGAAUGCAGAAUCAGCUUCUACUUCAGAAACCUAUGAAGGAGCAAACAAAGGACUUCAUCCUUAUACUGAUGAAAGUCUGUUUGUCUAUAGUGGGGCAUAUCCACCUUCAAAGUUAGAGCCCAAGUAAGAUCAAUGUCUUAACGGGUUUGCCCAAAGUUGAAACAUUAGAUCACACAUAAUAUGCCAUUGCCUGUAAUUUGUGCACAAAUUUGAGAGAAUGUGGAAUGAUUCAACUAAUCUUUUGUACAUUAAGGAAAAGUGUUCUGGAGGUCCAACGACGCGAUUAGAGAUACUGAAAUUUUUUGGAAACAUUUAUUUUUACCUUAUGUAAAGUGUGUAAACUCUUUCUGAUCUCAAUUAGGAUGGUCAUUUGUAUAUGAGAAUCUAUACUUCCAUCCUAAAAGAAGUUGUGCAUUCAAUAUUGCAGCUUUACCUUAGUUUUUUUUAUA
Molecule: messenger RNA, 732 nt
Organism: Nicotiana tabacum (common tobacco)
Lineage: Eukaryota; Viridiplantae; Streptophyta; Magnoliopsida; Solanales; Solanaceae
Source: RefSeq, a predicted model, not a curated record